AUUUCACAUGAUUUCACAUAUCCACAUUGAGGUUAUGUUGUAACAUAAGGUGGUGCUGCAAUUUUUUGAAGAAUUUUUUAUUUUUGCAAAGUUUUAUAUUGUGGAUUAUGAGUGCCGCCGAAAAAAGGAAAAGGGGUGACAAUUUUACAACAAGUGAAACUAGAGUACUUCUAUCUAUAAUUACGGAAUUUAAAGGGAUCAUGGAAAAUAAAAAAACUGAUGGUGUUUCUGUACAAGAAAAGAACCAGGCGUGGAGUAAAAUUACUGCGAAAUUUAAUGCAGCUUGCCUUGAAGGGAGGCAUCGAACAAUGGACUCCUUGAAAAAGUUAUUUGACAAUAAAAAAAGGGAGCUGCGGAAACCGCAGGCAGAAAUACUUAAAACUGGUGGUGGGCCUUCACAGAGAACUGAUCAUCACUGAAUCAUCACAAUUGAUGGAAGACGGGAAUCAAGAAAACACAUCCAGGAGUAUGGCAGAUAUAUCAAGGGGAUGGAAGAAAGGGUCAGAUUUGAAAAAACCUGUUUCAGCACAAUUGAGGCGAUCUAUCAGUAAACCAGCACAAAGUGAUAAGGCUGAAAGCCAAGCAAGCAAACGUGCUAAUACCUGCAAGCCAUCAAAUCGUAGAAGACCUACUGAGACAGUCAUAAGGUCACUAUCAACAAACCAGCUCGCUGAAAAAUACAACUUGUUGGUUGAUAAAAAGAAUGUUAUUGCAGACCAUGCUCAGAAGAAGCUCGAACAAGAAUUGAACAUGAAUUAAGGGUACAAGCGUUAAAAUAUGACAGAAAUUAAAAAGAGGCAAUUAGACUCACUAAGGCCCGAGGGAGAAUGACACCUGAUUUCCAAGACUAUUUUAUUUAAUGGUU
This is a messenger RNA of Acanthoscelides obtectus, 865 nucleotides long. NCBI's taxonomy places the organism in Eukaryota, Metazoa, Arthropoda, Insecta, Coleoptera, Chrysomelidae. The record is from the annotation of a GenBank genome assembly.